UCUUCUGUUGGCUCUGGUGAAUGGCGGGGUCUUUAAGCCCUCCCUUCAGCCCCGCGGCACGCUGUUGCGGUACCCUCUUGUGUCCGCCAGAGGGCGCUCUGGUUCCGGUCUGCUGAUACGCCAUUCGAUUGUGGAAAAUACCACCAGAUGGCGGCUUAGGAUUGCUGCUCUACCGAAAGGCGCGGUUCCGCUCGCGGUCCAAUUUCCAAUUAAAAACCUUUGCCGUUUUAAAAAAUAUUUUCUAAUUUUUCAACCGGAGAGAGUUAAACGCUACAGUAAUGGACGGGAAAGGUUAUUGUGGGAUAUGCCUAUCUUGAAGACGUUGGUGUGCACAAGACAGUUUCUUUUUAGAUUCUUACAAGAAGUUAAUAAAGAUAAUACAUAAUUAAGCACUUGAGAAGACGUUCUUAAAAGACAUUUUUAAAAGUUUUUGAAGUGAAAAGCUGCUAAGAAAAAAAUGAUUACUUCAGAGCUACCGGUUUUACAGGACUCGACAAAUGAGUCGGGGCAGGCGGAGGCGGUUGCCGUCAGCGUCAGUGUGAGUGAGCUGGAGGACACCAGCGAGGUCAAGGGCAAGAGGAAGAGAGGGCGCCCUGGAAGGCCUCCGUCUGCCAACAAAAAGCCUCGGAAGUCACCUGCUGAAAAGAGCCAGCUGGCAGGUUCCAGAGGAGGGAGAAAAGCCAACGGUGUCCCCCAGCAGAACGGGGAUGGAGAGCCUGUCACCCUGUUUGAGGUGGUGAAGAUGGGCAAGAGUGCCAUGCAGGCUGUAGUUGAUGACUGGAUUGAGUCCUACAAGCAGGACCGAGAUAUAGCACUUCUGGAUCUGAUCAAUUUCUUUAUCCAGUGCUCUGGGUGUAAAGGCACUGUAAGAAUUGAGAUGUUCCGAAACAUGCAGAAUGCAGAGAUUAUCAGAAAAAUGACAGAAGAAUUUGAUGAGGACAGUGGUGAUUACCCACUUACUAUGCCAGGUCCUCAGUGGAAGAAAUUCAGAUCAAACUUUUGUGAAUUUAUUGGGGUGCUAAUUCGACAGUGUCAGUACAGUAUCAUUUAUGACGAGUAUAUGAUGGACACUGUUAUUUCCCUACUUACUGGGCUUUCGGACUCCCAGGUCAGAGCCUUUAGGCAUACCAGUACUCUGGCAGCUAUGAAGCUUAUGACUGCCCUUGUCAACGUGGCCUUGAAUCUGAGUAUCCACCAGGAUAACACACAGAGGCAAUACGAGGCAGAGAGAAACAAAAUUGUAGGAAAGCGAGCAAAUGAGAAAUUGGAGUUGCUUUUAGAAAAGCGUAAAGAGCUUCAAGAAAAUCAGGAUGAGAUUGAAAAUAUGAUGAACUCUAUUUUCAAGGGUAUUUUUGUUCACCGAUAUAGGGAUGCAAUUGCUGAAAUCAGAGCUAUUUGUAUAGAGGAAAUUGGUGUUUGGAUGAAGAUGUACAGUGAUGCCUUCCUUAAUGAUAGUUAUCUCAAAUAUGUUGGUUGGACUCUGCAUGACCGGCAAGGUGAAGUCAGGUUGAAGUGUUUGAAAGCUCUGCAAAAUCUCUACACCAACAGGGAACUCUUUCCAAAACUAGAACUUUUCACAAACAGGUUUAAGGAUCGAAUUGUGUCCAUGACCCUUGAUAAAGAGUAUGAUGUAGCUGUAGAAGCCAUUCGAUUGGUGACUUUAGUAUUACAAGGGAGUGAGGAUGCCCUCUCCAAUGAAGACUGUGAGAAUGUGUACCAUCUGGUGUACUCGGCCCAUCGCCCUGUGGCAGUAGCAGCAGGAGAGUUCCUGCAUAGGAAGUUGUUCAGCCGUCAUGACCCCCAAGCAGAGGAGGCCUUGGCCAAGAGAAGAGGGAGAAAUAGCCCUAAUGGAAAUCUCAUUAGAAUGCUUGUACUGUUCUUCUUAGAAAGCGAGCUACACGAACAUGCAGCCUAUUUGGUGGAUAGCUUAUGGGAAAGCUCACAGGAACUGCUAAAGGACUGGGAGUGCAUGACUGAAUUACUGGUGGAGGAGGCUGUUCAAGGAGAGGAAGUAUUGUCAGACAGACAAGAAACUGCACUGAUAGAGCUAAUGAUGUGCACCAUUCGACAAGCAGCAGAGGCUCACCCUCCAGUUGGCAGAGGAACUGGAAAGAGAGUACUGACUGCCAAAGAAAGGAAAAUGCAGAUUGAUGACAAAAAUAAGCUAACGGAACACUUCAUUAUGGCACUUCCAAUGUUGCUUUCCAAGUAUCAAGCUGACUCUGAGAAGGUGGCAAACUUAUUACAAAUCCCUCAAUAUUUUGACCUAGACAUCUAUAGUGCAGGGAGGAUGGAGAAGCACCUAGAUGCCCUGCUAAAACAGAUCAAGUUUGUGGUGGAAAAGCAAACAGAGACAGAUGUGUUGGAAGCCUGCAGUAAAACGUAUAGCAUUCUGUGCAGUGAGGAAUACACCAUCAUGAACAGAGUGGACAUUGCCCGCAGUCAGCUCAUAGACGAGCUUGUGGACAGGUUCAAUCAUUCAGUGGAGGAACUGCUGCAAGAGGGUGAAGAAGCAGAUGAUGAUGACAUUUAUAAUGUACUUUCAACUUUGAAGCGACUAACAGCAUUCCAUAAUGCACAUGAUCUUACCAAGUGGGAUAUGUUUGGAAAUUGCUACAGGUUGUUGAAGGCUGGUAUCGAACAAGGAUCAAUGCCAGAGCAAAUUGCAGUACAGGCCCUGCAGUGUUCUCACUACUCUAUUCUCUGGCAGCUGGUCACAAUUACAGAAGGAUCCCCAUCCAAGGAUGAUCUAAUUGCACUAAGAAAAGUUGUCAAGUCUUUCCUUGCUGUUUGCCAGCAAUGUUUAUCGAAUGUCAACACUCCAGUUAAAGAACAGGCCUUUAUGCUCCUCUGUGAUCUUCUGAUGAUCUUCAGCCACCAGUUGACGUCAGGAAGCAGGGAGGGGCUGCAGCCGCUAGUGUUCAAUCCAGAUAUUCCGCUUCAGAAUGAACUCCUCAGCUUUGUGAUGGAUCAUGUCUUCAUAGAUCAAGAUGACGAGAACCAAAGCAUGGAGGGGGAUGAAGAAGAUGAAGCUAAUAAGAUAGAAGCCCUACACAAGAGGAGAAACCUAUUGGCAGCAUUCAGCAAACUCAUUAUCUACGAUAUUGUUGACAUGCAUGCUGCUGCUGACAUCUUCAAACACUAUAUGAAGUACUACAAUGAUUAUGGAGAUAUCAUUAAGGAAACGCUAAGUAAAACAAGGCAAACGGACAAGAUCCAGUGUGCCAAAACUCUCAUUCUCAGCUUGCAACAGCUCUUUAAUGAGCUUAUUCAGGAACAAGGACCUAAUCUGGACAGAACCUCCUCUCAUGUCAGUGGAAUUAAGGAGCUGGCUCGCAGAUUUGCGCUUACUUUUGGUCUGGAUCAGAUCAAAACGAGAGAGGCUGUUGCAACUCUGCACAAGGAUGGUAUAGAGUUUGCCUUCAAAUAUCAAAACCCGAAAGGACCAGAAUUUCCUCCGCCGAAUCUUGCUUUCCUUGAAGUUCUUAGUGAGUUCUCUUCCAAACUCCUUCGUCAAGACAAGAAAACAGUACACUCUUAUCUGGAGAAGUUCAUGUCGGAGCAGAUGAUGGAGCGGCGGGAGGACGUUUGGCUGCCCCUCAUCUCCUACAGGAACUCUCUUCUUACUGGUGGCGAUGAGGACAGGUUAUCUGUCACCAGCGGAAGCAGCAGCAGCAAAUCCACGUCGGUACGGAGUAAAAAAGGACGACCUCCACUUCACAAGAAACGGAUAGAGGAGGACAGUGUGGAAAGCUCCUGGAUAAUGAGAGACACUCUCCAGACCCCUGGAGCCCUGCAGACACCACAGCUCACCUCCACAGUUCUCCGGGAAAAUCCCCGGCAAGCAGCUGAACAUAUACCAGACCAAGACUCUGAGCCAGGCUCUGAAACAGACUAUGUACACAAUCAGCAAAUGCAGAUGUCCUGGUUAGGUCAGCAGAAGCUGGAGGAUGUAAACCGGAAAGACAGAACUGGCAUGAAUUACAUGAAAGCAAGAAGUGGUGGUGUCAGGCAAACUGUUCGAGGCCUCAUGGAGGAUGAUGCAGAGCCGAUCUUCGAAGAUGUGAUGAUGUCAUCACGUGGCCAGCUGGAGGACAUGAAUGAAGAGUUUGAAGACACCAUGGUCAUUGAUCUGCCUCCUUCAAGGAACAGACGGGAGAGGGCUGAAUUAAGACCAGAUUUCUUUGACUCUGCAGCUAUCAUAGAAGAUGAUUCAGGUUUUGGGAUGCCCAUGUUCUGAAACGAAAGUUACAAGACAAAGAGCUGAAAUGUGUGUGGAGCAAGGGGCCUUUAUACUGUGAUUGCUUGUUUAUAUAACAUUCUAGAAUUGAUCUACUUUAUUUUGACAAAAAAAAAAAAAGAAAAGCUGAAAAAAAGUCAAACCAGAAGACCAUGCAAGAACUAUCAAAAGAAUUGUCACCCUUGUAAUGUACAGCAGUUGUACUUCCCGAGGAAGAAUGGCUUUCUUAAAUUGUCAACAAAUGCAGGUGAUACUGGUGCUGGAGUGAUUUUUGGGGGGUAACCACAAAACACAUUGCAGAAGUUUUUAAAAUAAUAAAUAUAUAAUAAAUACAUACUGUACUUUUAAACAAACAAAAAAACAUACAUUUUGUUUGCUAAUGUUUUUAAACACAUGACUGUCAAGUUAGAUAGCAAUGCUGCAAUACUAGAUUAGAAACGAGACGUGUUUUUAAAAUCGCACUGGAUUUGGUUAGCAUUGUGGUACGCUUUAAUUAUCCUGGAGUUAGAAACAAUCUCCUUGUUUCUCCAUGGUUUUUACAAAUGUAAAUGUUUGGUAAUUGUUAAUGACAACAUCAUUGGGUCACUAUCAUUCUAUGGUCUUUCAGAUUAUUCAGUCAGUUUUGUUUUCAUGUUGCCUUAUUUUUGUAUGCAUAUACAGGUUUAUAAAUAUAUAUUUUAGGACUGUCCAUUAUUUAUCCAAAAACACUGGGUUCAGUAAGUUUGUGGAGUAAAAUGAUGGUUCAUUCAUGGGAAGACUUAAAGAAUAAAAUGUAAUUUGCUUAAUUACCACACUAAUAUGUGUCUUAACUCAGUAAUAUAAAUUGGUCUGGCAAGUGAUUGGUGUCCACAGGAUUGAUUUUUAAGUAGUUUUCUUUAAGGGGAACACUGCAAUUGAUCUUACACACACACACAUUCUCAAUUUAGAAACUAUCUUCUAGUAAAUGUUUAUUAUCUAGAUUGUAUCUGAAAACAACCUACUUAUCUUGGCUACAACUUAUUAUGAUACACUUCCGUAGAGUCUGAAGGCUCAAGUUUUAAAAUCAGCACGAUUGUUUUAUAACAAGAAGUAUAAAAGGAUAUAUAUGAAAAGUUUAAUAUGUACAGAUAAUAAAACGGUAGCUCUUAAAAGUAUUUUCCAGAAAAACCACACUGAUAAUUUACCCAGGGUUUUUAAACAAUCAACAUAAAUAAAAUAUUUUUAAUUUAGUAGUUUUAGUAUGAAGUUUUGAAGCAAGUGAAAUUUGUCAAAUGUUUGUACAGUUCUAUUUGAACAGAUCUGUUGCCAAAUAGUGGAUGGCAUGGUAACCCAACCACCAGGGGGCAGAGUGACUCCAACGGCAAGGCUGCUACAGCAGGUAAAUUAGUGUACAUACAAAAGAUCUAGUCGGAGAGAGAGAGUGGUUGGUUUAACAUAUCCUCAUUGUAGUCCUGUAAGCAUAGACACAUUAUAGAUGCUGCAUGGUUUGAGUCCCAAUGACAACAAACCUUGUCCUUCAGUCAUCUAUAUCAAAAUGUAUAAUUUAAGGUUUCGUAUCUAGGUACUUACUUCCAUGGUGGAUUUCAAAAUCAGUUCAAAGUCAAUAGGUUUUAUAUUUUGUGUGUCUGGUUUUGCUAGUAACCCUGUAAAUUGUACAUUUUCAAUAUUAAAAAACAAACAAAAAAAAAAAAAAAAAACUUUUUGUACAAUUUAAAAGCUGAUGCUUCACCUUUUACUUUAAUAAACUGUUCUAAAACUGUGUGUGUUUUUAGAAUGAGGUUUCUAGUGGGUUUCUGCAGUAGUUAAAUACAUUGAUUCAUCUGGUUCCAAGGUAAGGAGCCUAUCUAUUUGUACUGUUUUAAAAAACAAAAAAGUCAUUGAUUGGAUCUUCUCUAAUUGGAUCUGAUUUGAUUACUUUCUGAAUAUUUUGCUCCUACUGUUUAAAUUACUGAAGAGAAAUUAAAUGUUUGAUUUAUUGGCUUGUCUUUGAUCAGUCACAAUAGAUUCCUAAUUUUGUUAAGCCCGCCGCACACAGCCCGACUCAAGCCGUCCCGACUCAUCUCAUCUCAACUGGCCGUAUAGAGUUUGGAUGAAUCGUAUCAGUGUGCGUGCCCUUAAAACCAAGAUUAUGCAGAUUUCAGUCGGGAUGGUUUCAGAUUUGAAGAUUGAACAUGUUGAAUCUUUUUCAGAUGCAGUUUCGUUCAGAUGUGAUCAGUCUGUCUGUGCAGCGGUUGCCGACCAAGACUGAUUGAGACCGAUUAGUCAUAAGGGUGUCAACCAAUGGUGAAGCAGGUUUAUGUGACGUAGCUUGUCACAAGAUGGCGGAAUAUUGACAGCUUUAGUUCCACAGGUAAAAAUACAUUACUCUUGAAUUGCUCCGAGUGUCCUGAAUUAAAAAAUAUCAGAUAUGUGCCCAUAGGAGGCUGUGUGGUCCUGUGGUUAAAGAAAAGGGCAUGUAACCAGGAGGUCCCCGGUUCAAAUCCCACCUCAGCCACUGACUCAUUGUGUGACCUUGAGCAAGUCACUUAACCUCCUUGUGCUCCGUCUUUCGGGUGAGACGUAAUUGUAAGUGACUCUGCAGCUGAUGCAUAGUUCACACACCCUAGUCUCUGUAAGUCGCCUUGGGUAAAGGCAUCUGCUAAAUAAACAAAUAAUUUAAAUAAGUUUUUUUAGGCGUUUGAUAAUAAAAAGGUAAAUUGAUAAUUUACCAACUAGUAAUCUACUGGCAGCCUAUAUUUUCUUACUGCGCUAAAACAGAAGUAACCGGUGUGUCGCUCUCCAAUAGGUCACAAAUCACAAGCCCCUAGAUCCACACGCUGAGAAAAAAAACCCAGCCAAAGUCAAAUAAAAAAUCAACAGGUUGGAUUUUAUUGACUACAGGCUAAAGUGUAGUAGACAAGCUAUACAAAAAGUCAAACACUGCCUGAAACAUUUGCACAGUGUAAAUGGUCAAUUAAUUAAUAGGCUAAGCGCUUCUUUUGGUUGCCUCGCAGCGCUGUCUCCGCCGUCUAAUCAGCAUACGAUGCCAUGCAUAAUAUGAGGUUCGCUAUGUUGGGCUAAGUUAAUACAAAAAUGUGUACAGGGCAGUAUUAAUUAAAUCUGCAUAAAUAGUAAUCAUCAGGAUCUAGUUGUGGUCCGUCUAAUUCGGUCUUAGCAGUGUGCGACACCCAGUCAGGAAAAACUCAAUUGUGACAUCAAACCAAAACUGAGCACAACUGAUCGCAAAAUCUGUGCAUACUCAGAUGAGAUGAGUUGGGAUGGCUUGAGUCGGGCUGUGUGCAGCGGGCUUUAUUUUGCAUUAAACAUUUUAUUCUAACUUGGCCUUAUGAUAAACUUAACUCCAGAAUAACAGAUUGUAAAUCAUACUCAGGUGUUUGUGCUUCAUUUUCAUUGCAAGUUUUAGUUCAAUGUAACAGGAAGAAAUGAAACGCCAUAAUUUGUUUUUACCAAAAGUAGUGACCUAAAAAUGACUGAUUUGGGAGUUUAGCCAAUGUUAAUCAGAUUUGCAGUUUUGGUUUGUUUAAGUAUGCAACAUAAGGUUAAUAUGAAAACCAGUCCAUUCAACAAUUUGUACAAGAUUAUUAUUUUUUUUAAUCCUAUAAUUUCUGGAACAGCUUUUGCUACAGUAUGAACUCCUAAUACAAAUAAAACAUGAUAUGUAUUUA
Molecule: messenger RNA, 7884 nt
Organism: Acipenser ruthenus (sterlet)
Lineage: Eukaryota; Metazoa; Chordata; Actinopteri; Acipenseriformes; Acipenseridae
Product: cohesin subunit SA-1
Exons: 34
Coding region: 458-4240 (1260 amino acids)
Biological process (GO): sister chromatid cohesion
Cellular component (GO): cohesin complex; chromatin; nucleus
Molecular function (GO): chromatin binding
Source: RefSeq, a predicted model, not a curated record